Messenger RNA from Penicillium brevicompactum, 3231 nucleotides. Its product is annotated as RIC1 family protein. Bases 1 to 3231 code for a protein of 1076 amino acids. Gene Ontology annotation, cellular component: Golgi membrane; Ric1-Rgp1 guanyl-nucleotide exchange factor complex; cytosol. Gene Ontology annotation, molecular function: protein binding. NCBI's taxonomy places the organism in Eukaryota, Fungi, Ascomycota, Eurotiomycetes, Eurotiales, Aspergillaceae. The record is from RefSeq and is a predicted model, not a curated record. The transcript is spliced from 6 exons. Gene Ontology annotation, biological process: intracellular protein transport; retrograde transport, endosome to Golgi.
AUGUACUGGCCCCAUGGAGUUCCCCGGGUCUAUGCGGUCAAUGGGCCCGAUAUUGCCUACGUCUCCUCCGACCAGGAUCGCGAUAUACCUGAUACCCCUCCAAUAAAUGACGCGGAAUCAUUGAACACACGAGACGACGAAGGCCAGAAUGAUAUCCAGCAUGGCCAAGAUACCAAGAGCCAUGAGUCGCGAACCGAGCGGUCCCCUGAUACGAGCAAACCUAAGUGGGAGAAUGAAGCCAUCAAGAGUGUUUGUGUCUCGCGCUCUGGCCAGAUGUUUGCUACAAUUUCCGAGUCAUCAAUUGUUCUCUGGCAGACUAGGCCUACCGCAGUUGUAACAGCUAUAGCUCGAUCUCAGUUCUCCUUGAACACCUACGGCCCAAAUGUAUCACUUCUCAUGCACCCCGACUCAACAAUACUGGUUGUACAGACCCUGAAUGGCUAUUUGCUCACGUACUCCGUGGCAUCUGACCCAGCGACGCGAGUCUAUCAGCAGCGAUAUGACCAUUCUACACACCAUCGCCGUCAACAGGUGGCCAAAUUCUCGGCAGCGGAGGAGGCCAACGUGGUUGAUGAUAUCACGAUACGUUUCCGAAUGGCAAUCAAGAUUGAGUCUGGGAUCGUCAAAGCGCUGGCGCUGGAUCAGGAACUUGUAGUCGCCACCUUGAAGCCCCCAGCUAUCCAAUGCAUCCGGUGGACAGCCGAGGAAGGAAAGACCCAGACCACAUCAGAGCUUUUGAGUCGCAUUCUUGCGGUUCCCAAGAAAGUCACCAUUGAGAACAUGGUGUACGAUCGCGCAAUGAACCUUCUCAUCUGGAUCACUAGCAGUGGUCAGGCAUACGCUGUGCAGCGAGACUCGGGCACACACCAGGAUCCCGAAACCGCCCAGAAGCCAUUUCACGGACAUUGUUUCCAUGAUCCGAAGACUGAUGGUGAGAAUGCCGUAAAGGUAGCAGUGAAUGCACGGUUCUCCCUAUUGUCCGUGAGUUGCUCCAAUGGCGAUGUCUUGGUAUACACAGCGAAAGACUACAUGGGAAAUAUUCCUUUUUCACAUAAGCUUCAUCUGCCGGCCUCGCCAACGACAACAGGUGCUUUGACUUUCAUGAGCUAUUCUCCCGAUGGAUAUUGCCUUUUUGCUGGUUUCGAAAAUGGCUGGACUACAUGGAGUGUCUUUGGCAAGCCCGGAGGAAACAGCUUCUCGGCAGACCCUGCGCUCGCGACGACCAAUGCUGAAGAUUGGCUGACUGGUGUUUCCAACGGAUGCUGGAUCGGCGGCGGAUCAGACAUAAUUUUGACGGGACAGAACGACCGUCGCCUCUGGGUAUUGGAGACGGCCCGCAGCGCUUUGACUGGUUGUUUUUCGUCUGCAAACCUGGCUCGCGGGCUGCUCCAGACUGGGACCGAAUUCAUCCUGUACCGUGGCCAUGAUCUUCCGGAUCUCAUGACAAUAUCAGGAAAAGAUUCAUUGUGGCAUCAUGCCCAAUAUCCCCCAGCAUAUCUACAUUCCCAGUGGCCCAUUCGGUCCUGUGUGGUAUCACAAGACGGACGGUAUGUUGCGAUCGCAGGCCGGCGUGGUCUCGCGCAUUAUAGCAUCAACAGUGGCCGCUGGAAGGUCUUUGAAGACUCUAAGGCCGAGAAUUCGUUUGCCGUGCGAGGAGGCAUGUGCUGGUAUGGCCAUAUACUGAUUGCAGCUGUUGAAAGCGAUGGGUCCUAUGAGGUGCGCCUCUAUUCGCGCGAAGCCUCUCUUGGGAACAAUAAUUCCAUCAUGUUCACAGAAUAUCUUCCUUCGCCGGUGGUGUUCAUUGGGCCUUCUGGAGAGGAUUCUCUCUUGGUCUAUACUUACGACAACAUCCUCUACCAUUAUAUCAUCAACUCCACGCAGCCUCAGAUCACUCUUGUCCCUGUUGGACAGAUUGCUUUCAAUGGCAUUGUUCGGGCGCCCACUCGUGUUCGGUCAAUCAGCUGGGUCUUGCCAGAAGAGCAGAUGCGAAAUGGUGAUCCAUCUCAAGACGUGAAAGUUGCGUCCGUGCUUCUUCUCGUCGACGGAAACCUAGUUCUAUUACAGCCCACAGUUUCAGAGGCGGGUGAUCUCAAAUAUGACAUGCGCGUUAUCUCCCAUGAAGUGGAGUAUUACAUCCUGAUGCGAGACCAGCUGUCCUUCAACUUUUCUCCUCAGGUCGACGAUGCUCUUCCAGCUAGCCCUUCGGCUGAUAUGGCAUUGGAACCAUCCCACAACAGCCUGUCUCUCAGUGACUCCCUUUGGAUGUUCCGAGGCCAAGACUUACUCGCCUGGAACGACGUCGAAGACGUUUUGCGAGAAGGGACGGUGCCGGCACCGCUCAAUAUACCCUUGGAUUUCUACCCACUUUCUGUCUUGUUGAACAAAGGCAUCGUGCUAGGUGUUGAAUCAGAAAUGAUGCAACGGCGCGAUGUCACAUUCACUACACAUCUUUUCCUCCCUUAUUUUCUCCAAUAUGGUCUGACCAACGUUGGAACGCCUGCGGCACUCGCUCUGUGUCGCCACUUCUCCCACCUAUCUUACUUUGCCCAUGGUCUAGAAAUCCUGCUACAUCACGUCCUAGACGACGAGGUAGACAAUGAGAGCCGGGCAAAUAAGAGUGAAAAUCCUCAAGACCGGGCACAACCAAUUCUACCAACUGUGAUUGGUUUCCUCCAAGCCUCACUCCCGGCAAGGGAGUAUUUAGACAUUGUUGUGCAAUACAGAGUUGCGAUCAUGGCGCACACUAUUCGCCUAUCUCCCUCCCCCAAAGACCUCUUCGAGCAAGCCUUGAGACUUGAUGCGCUUAAGACAGCAGUCGGAUACCUGCUUGUACUCCAAGCCUUCGAAGACGAAGAACAGGAACACGAUGGCCGCAUAGAAGAGUACGUCGUCCGUCUGAUUGCUUUAGCCUCCCAAAAAGGUGACUGGGAACUCUGUGCUGAGCUUGCACGUUUUCUCAUUGCUCUGGACGCGUCGGGUGAGAUGCUGCAGCGUGCAAUCGCCCGAGUAGGCCUACGAUCAAAUCCAGGGUCCUCUACGAAAGGAUCCCUCAAUGCCCCGACGGGCCGAUUCGGUGCUGCUGGAUUCCAGGGCUUGGGACUCAAUCUCCCGAUGAGAUCUCCGUCGUGGUCGUCCCUUUCUCCAACCUCAACUCUCUCGCCUCUUCCAACUACGCGGGAGGGUGAAGUGUCGGAUGAUAAUUCUUACUCGGCAGAAGACUUAGAUAAUUGA